UAAACAGGCGAUAAUAGCACAUCAUGUGGUGCAUGAUAAUAACUACCCUCUCUCCUUCACCCUGCUCUUUUUGGAAUUUUUUCCACUUUCUUCGAUGGCUACCUGCUCCGGAGGCAAAGAAGAAGAAAAAAGAGAAGCAGAUGAACUCUUUCAGAUGAAUGUACGCGGACGAAGCAGCAUCAGAGCUGUUGUUGAACCUUUGGAUGCUGGAAGUACCCUUUCAGGUUUAUGUUCUGAGAGUGAAAUUUUGGAUCAGUGAGGAUGCUUUACUUUCAUAAGAAUCACAAAAUCAACUCAAUCAGAUGAGUGUGCCCAUAAGAGUAAGGGUGGCUGAAGGCCUGAAAAAGACAACCGUGGAACCUUUCCUGUUCUUCAUCAUGUUCGGUUACAACGUUCGAAUUGUCACCAUUCAAAGUUUGUUCCACGACAGGGCAUGCCGUAUCUCCCUCAACUACUCGAACCACAUCUGUGACAAUCUGGACAGCGUGGACAACGACUACGAACAGAUAAAUGCUGUCACUCUGGGCAACAAUUAUUACAACGCUUUUGUCAUGAUCUCCACAAUACCCGCUCUGGUGAUGGCCACUUUCUUAGGAUCCCUUGCCAUAGCCUUUCCCUACACAAGAAGGUUGUUCAAGUGGGAUGUUCCACGCUAUUCUUACACAACUACAUUCUUCAGUUUGUUAAACGCGGUGGCCACUUUGACCCUAGUGCCCAUCCUCAACAAGAGGCUACUCGUUCACGAGGCUGGUGUUGGACUCAUCGGUAUCCUCUCUCUGAUGGCAAAAAUGAUACUCAUGUCACUCACCAUGUCAGAAUCUAUCAUAUUCUACGCUUGGUUUGCUGGUACAAUGUAUGCAUGCGGAGGAAUAGCUGUCAGAUCAAGAAUGUCAAAACUAGUCAGCAAGCAGGAAUUAGGGAAGGUUUUUUCUCUGCUGGCAACCUGUGAAUCUCUGACUCCUGUUUUGGGGACCAUUUCCAUGACACAAAUCUACAAUUCAUCUGUCCAUUUCUAUCCAGGUUUAGCCUACGCAUCAGCUGCCAUCUUUCUUAUUCCAGCAACCAUCAUCUUUGCGUGGAUGACAAGCUUGUCCUACAUUCAGUACCAGGAAUCUGAAACUGCCAAAAAGUCUAAAGAACUCAAAGAAGUUGUCCAUUUUAAUCAGACCAAGUACUGAACUCACUUGCUUUUAAAUAUGUACAAACGAAAUUGUUCCAUUCUACUAUUUUCAAGACUAUUUUUAUUAUUCAAAGCUUAGUUCGAAGCACGAGGUCGACUUUAGAACAUUCUACGACGGGAUUAGCAGAAAAACGAAAUGGAAUUCUCUGUUUGGUUAAGCGCAAAUAAUGGCAAAAAUAUUUUAUAUAAAACUACCAAUAAAUCAAACUGCUUUUGAAAUUGCAAUCGCACUACUGUUGUUGCAAGAGAUUACACGACCGCAUGUCUGGUAUGUUUCUGCAGAGCAUCUCUUUGGACACGUCAAUCAGAUAAUUAGGUAUUUUUGCAAACACAACUCUUCGAAUAAAGAAAUAAUUGCAAUCAGGCGGCUGAAGCUGAAGAAUUAUUUUUAAGCAUUAAAAGAAAGAAAAAACAUUCCAUUUGAACGGAAAUUAAACUUGAGAGUUUAUUGUAAUACUAGUGGGCUGUGCCCCCUGCUCGCUGACGCUCGCCAACCCCCGAAAAUUGCUACGCAAUCUUAUAUGGUUUGCUUCGCAAACCAAGCUCACUUCGCUCGCUACUAACUUAGGUACAUU
Messenger RNA from Parasteatoda tepidariorum (common house spider), 1755 nucleotides. Lineage: Eukaryota; Metazoa; Arthropoda; Arachnida; Araneae; Theridiidae. The record is from RefSeq and is a predicted model, not a curated record.